This is a messenger RNA of Styela clava, 1428 nucleotides long. Lineage: Eukaryota; Metazoa; Chordata; Ascidiacea; Stolidobranchia; Styelidae. The record is from RefSeq and is a predicted model, not a curated record.
UACAAACAAGUUUCCUAUGAGUGUGUGAAUACAGGAACGUCUAAAACAAAAUUCAAAACACACAAAUCAUAUAAAUAAGUUAUAGUGCAUUCUUGUUUUUAAAAAUCUUCUACCAAUUAACAUCUGAUAGCCUGGUCUACAAUUUAGAAUCUAUUUUCUAUUCAAAAAUACAAUCUCGCCUGUUACAGUAUCCCUAACAACAGAGAAAAACCAUUAAUAAUAUUGCAAUGCACGAUGUCAGACAGACGGAAUCUACAAAUUCCCUCAUAUUGUCUAUAACCCUACUUAUUCAAUUAACAAUAUUUGAUACCGUACCGUAUCAUUCAAAAAAUAUCUUAACAAUUAACUGAGUAAUUGAAAAUUCCAAUCUGCUGAUGUUUUUUUGCCAUAUACACAUUUCUGCAUUUACUUCAGCGAUUAUUUCUGUAUUUACCACUAACUGACUAACUUUUUAUCAGUAACAGAGAAAAUACUGAAAUAUGAAUUCACAUUGUAUACACCAAAUAUUGACUUGUACAUAGGCGUUGCGCAUCAUAGCACAAUCUCUAUUCAGUGAUACCGUAACAUUCGGAAGUUAUUCAGAACCCGUCGUACAGUCGUAGCACUGACACUGACAGAGGGAUGCAAUAUCCUAUCCUAUACGCUUACUUUUCCUGUUUUUACAAUUCUAGUUUGAAAAAAAUGCUGAUAGGAGUACAAUAUAAUAUCGGAUUUUUUAUUGCGAUAACGGAAGACUCAAGAUCGCAGAGGGCUGGUAGCGAGAUCUCAUUUGCCAUCAUGAACACGAAGAAAGUUCAGUAUGAGAAUACAUACAGGACGGAUCCUUCAGCCCGUUUUAAGCCGUAUGAGAUAGAAGGAACCGCGAAAGCCACACUGGAAGAACAUCUUGGGAGUAAGCCGUACGAUCCUAAUAUGUGUAAAACGGAAUGCCAAGUAAUCGCGGCCAAGAUAUCCGAGGCUAUCAAGGCAAAGAAUUACAAAAGAUACAAGCACGUCGUGGUUGUGAGCAUAGGAAGCCUAAAAGAGCGACCAAGUGUCUACCUUGGCAGCAGAUGCCUGUGGAAUGACAAGACUGAUUCAUUUACUACAGUCAGAUACAAGAACUCGUCGUUGUAUGCAAUAGCCAUGAUUUACGGUCUUUAUUACGAAUAGCAACUAGCAAACUAUUUGACUUUUUAUUUGUGGAAAUAUAUAUUUUAUCUAACUUCUUGUUUAUUUCCUUUAUACCUGUUCAAAACUAUACCCACAACCAAGUUAAUUAACUCCCAGAAAUGGUAUUGGCGUAUAAUAAGCCACAAUGUUCGGUAAAAACACAUUUUCACUGUUAAUACCGAAGUUUUUCGUUACCGAAGAAGCACAUUGUUGAUUUUUUAUUGAUAUGCAUCACUGUGGUAUAUUUACAGAAAAAUAAAUAAAACGUAAAAUGUG